Cokeromyces recurvatus is the source of this 707-nucleotide messenger RNA. RefSeq lists its product as uncharacterized. The coding region runs from base 38 to 616 and encodes 192 amino acids. Lineage: Eukaryota; Fungi; Mucoromycota; Mucoromycetes; Mucorales; Mucoraceae. The transcript has 2 exons. The record is from RefSeq and is a predicted model, not a curated record.
CUUUAUUUUAUUUUAUUUUUUUUUUAAAAAAAAUAAUAUGCAAAUCAAACCACCAAUGCCUACAUCUACUGCAUUAUUUAAAUCUAAAUGGAACUAUUUUAUGACAAAGUUAUCAAUACAUCAUUCAACUAUAAAAGAAGAAGACAAUAAAGAAGAAUAUCAACCAAGGAGAAAAUAUAGUGAUGACAUAUCAGUGGGCACAUUUGACUCCAGUAUUAGUAUGAAAGAUAAAUUUAAGCAAGCAAUACCUUUCUUUCGUCGUAGAAGUUCAAAUAAUCAAAAUCAUUCAGAAGAAUCCUUUAAUAAUGCACCUAUUUCUUUUAAUUAUUCUAAAGAAAUUGAAAAACUUUAUUCUUUAUACAAUUUAGCUGUAGAUGAGCUAAAUUAUGCUGAAGAUUCACAAGGAUCUUCUUAUUAUUCUGGAGACCUUGAAGCCGCACGUGAAGCAUUGAAUAAUUGUAAUAUUUGCUUUUUGACACUAUUUCAGAAUUUAAUACUACAUCAUAAUACACGUGAAGAACUUGAAUUAUGUAUAGCACCUAAACUGUUAAAACUUCAAAAAAGAGUUAAUGAUUUACCAGAAGCUACUGAUAAUAAUAAUAAUAACCAUCAUUAAUUUUUGUAAAUAUUAUAUUCAUAUACCAUGUAUUUAUUCCCCUUCUUUCUCUCUCUUAAUAUACACUCAUACAUACAUACAUACAUACAUA